This is a messenger RNA of Dermacentor andersoni, 931 nucleotides long. Lineage: Eukaryota; Metazoa; Arthropoda; Arachnida; Ixodida; Ixodidae. The record is from RefSeq and is a predicted model, not a curated record.
ACCCGCACGAAAGUUUCAUCACUUCGGAAAUGAUGUAGAGCUGAUGAACCACAUUGGGAGGAAACCAUUUUCAGAUCUCUUCAACAUUCCUGGUACCUUGCUUCAUAGUACAUUGAAUGCGGCUGCUUGGGACUCACGGGCUACUGAUCUGCCAAGCCAGCCUCGCCACUCACAUACAGACCCUUUGGAACUCCCAAAAGGCUGCGACCCUUGCAGAGUAUUUUAUCAAAAGUUUGUUAUGCUUUCGAAUGAAGGACGGGCUUCCCUUGAAUUUGCCACUAGGGAACAGGGGUGCCCGCUAUGGCGCAUGGCCAGGCGCCUUCGCAUAACUGCAUCAAAUGUGAAGCGGGUUCCUAAAAGGGAAAGCACUGAUCCCUCGAAAGCUGUUUCUGCGCUUUCAAAUCCAGGCUAUACCGGUAAUGCUGCCACAAAGCAUGGGCUGAAGUAUGAAGCCAUUGCAAGAGUAGCAUUUACGAGGAAGACUGGUUUGGCUGUGGCGCAGUCGGGUAUGGUAGUGAGCAGUACACAUCCUUGGCUGUCUGCAAGCCCUGAUGGCAUCUGUGCUGAUGAUGCUCUAGUUGAGAUCAAGUGUCCCACGGUGUCAGAUUGCACGGUAUUAAUUGAAAAGGGAAAGUAUGACGUUAAGCUUGUGAAUGGGGAACCUGUGCUUUGUCCAGGUGGCAAAAAUGGUUAUUAUGACCAAGUGCAGUUUAGCAUGUUUUGCUGUGGCAAAACCACCUGCUAUUUUUAUGUGUGGUCGGCUGAAAGUGAUGUCAUUGUAAAUGUGCCUAUUGACACACGGUACAUUGAACAGAACUUGAAGAGGCUCAAAACAUUCUACUUUUUGCAUCUCCUGCCUCACCUUGAGGACCUACAUUAUAAGAAAAAGCUGGCUAUGUGCAAUAAGUAUGACGAGAUUUGCGAUUUGUGA